Messenger RNA from Cyprinus carpio (common carp), 2221 nucleotides. RefSeq lists its product as uncharacterized. Bases 83 to 1837 code for a protein of 584 amino acids. The record is from RefSeq and is a predicted model, not a curated record. The transcript has 4 exons. Lineage: Eukaryota; Metazoa; Chordata; Actinopteri; Cypriniformes; Cyprinidae. Gene Ontology annotation, molecular function: GTP binding.
AAACAAUUUCAGGGCUGCUGUUCAACACAACAGUUUAGAAGAAGAAAAAGACAGACACUGAGCUGUGAAUCAGUGAAGGACUAUGGCUUCUGUUAAAAAACUGCUCGUGGACUCACUGAAAGGGUUGGAAGAAGCUGAACUAAAGCAUUUUCAUUGGCAGUUGAAUAUAUAUGAUAACCGUAUAUCAAAGUCUGAAUUGGAAAAGGCAGAUAGAUUGGACACAGUAGAUAAGAUGGUAAAAUGUUUUGAACCAGAAAAGGCUGUGAAGGUCAUGGUCCACAUCCUGAGGAGUAUGAACCAGAAUGAACUGGCUGAAGAGUUACAGAAGAAAGCUCAGGAGGAGCACAGUAUGAAAACAUCUGUUGCUGUUGGAGCAGAGGUGGAAAAGGGUCAGCAAAUGACAUGCCAGCCUGCUGUUAACAACAAUAAAAAACCAUCAAGAAAAUACAACCGCAAGAAAUCAAUGGAAAUAGACCAAAGCAAUAGAAAGGCCUCAAAUGUUGCACAUGAUAUAAAGGACAACUGGAGCAGAAAAAUAGAGGGUGGAAGCAAUAAAGACCUACCAAUAUUUAAACUCCAGCUGGAUGAAACAAGUCAGAACAGUGAGGGAUUCUGCAGAAGAAGCACAUUUGGAAAAAACAUUGUAAAUAAGUACAAGACCAUUAUGAUGAUAGGAGCCACGGGUGCAGGAAAAACCACUCUAAUUAACAACAUGAUUAACUACAUUCUGGGAGUGCAAUGGGAAGACGACUUCCGGUUUGUGCUGAUAGAUGAAGGGAAGCAGACAUCAGAAAUCACAGCAUAUCAGAUUAAUCACAUGGAUGGUUUUCAGGUUCCAUAUUCUCUGACUAUUGUGGACACACCAGGCUUUGGCGAUACCAGAGGAAUUUCACAUGACCAGAAAAUCACAAAACAAAUUCAGGAGUUCUUUUCUCACCCUGGAGGGAUUGACCACAUUGAUGCGGUGUGUUUUGUAGUACAUGCUUCACUUGCCUGUCUGACGCCCACACAGAAGUACAUCUUUGAUUCAUUCCUUUCCAUAUUUGGGAAUGAUAUUGCAGAAAACAUCCUUAUGAUGGUCACUUUUGCAGAUGGGAAAAAACCUCCUGUUCUCGAGGCCAUCAAAGUGUCUGAAGUGCCAUGUUCUAAAGAUCAAUCUGGAGAUCCACUUCACUUCAAGUUUAACAACUCUGCUGUGUUUGCUAGCAACAAUAAAUCUGCAGAAGAUGAGAAGACUGGUUAUGAAAAUUUUGAGCAAGUUUUCUGGAAGUUGGGAUUUUCUAGCAUGAAGAAAUUCUUCACAUCCCUUAACAAGAUGGAAACCAAGAGUUUGUUUCUGACACGGAAGGUCCUAGAAGAGAGGCAGAAGCUAGAAGUGCUUGUGAAAAAACUCCAGCCCCAAAUUAAUGAAAUAGAGAAGACAAGAGCUGCUCUGGAGCAGCAGAAGGAACAUGGACAGGUCAUGGAUGUCCAGGAUAUUGUGGCCAGUCUAAUUGAACAAUCUCAAAAGUUAUUGGAGCAGCUGCAAGAAAGUGCACUCAAGCCCGAUCCUCUGUCCACCCCUGAUUACAUUGAUCUGAUGAUUGAAUCUGAGAAACAAGAAUGCAAGCCUGGAUUUCAAGAUCGGAUUCAGUCUUUACAGGAAGCCAGGAAGAAAGCAGAGAUCAUCAGUAAGGUUUCCACAGGAGAAGUGCUUCAAGAGGUUUUGGAAGAAUACACAACUGAAACAAGAAAAAAUCAAGCAGCUUAUGAUCCUAGAUUACUGUUCAAUCAGUUAAAGAAUUAUGUUGGAGAAAAAGCAACUAUGGUAGGAAAAAUCUAUAAUGCGUUUGUGUAAAACCUUAAGCCUUUAUCUACAGAUACUAUAAUUGUACUAAACUAGUUUUUCUGGUAAGAUGUUCAGCAUGCAUCUUUAUGGUAUUUAAAUUACUUUCAAACUUUUGAAAUCAUUUUUAAAAACGGUCUUCAUUCUACACAAUGUACAACAUAUCUUUAUUACAUAUUAUAACAGCUUGUUACAGUUACAUACAUUGAAUGGACAUAUUGAAUUGAAUGAAUUUUUAGUAACAGGGAGGGAGGAGCAACUGAUACCUGUGUAAAAAGAACUAUUACCAUGCAUGGGUGCGGUUGAUAUUUUUGCUCUCUCCCUCUCUCGCUUUCUAGUUUUGUGUUUCCCUGCUGUUUGAAGGAGAUACCUGUCAGUCAUCAUUAGUGUGUCUAC